Tarenaya hassleriana is the source of this 646-nucleotide messenger RNA. RefSeq names its product cysteine proteinase inhibitor 2-like. Lineage: Eukaryota; Viridiplantae; Streptophyta; Magnoliopsida; Brassicales; Cleomaceae. The record is from RefSeq and is a predicted model, not a curated record. The coding region runs from base 180 to 629 and encodes 149 amino acids. The transcript is spliced from 2 exons. Gene Ontology annotation, molecular function: cysteine-type endopeptidase inhibitor activity.
CACAUUCUACGAGCGUAGAGAACACGACACGAGACAAGAAGGAAGGAUAUAUACAUUUUUCUCCCCUUGUUCUGUUUUUUCUUGAAUCUUUUCCAUAAACGAAAAGAAGGAAUCAGGCAAUAACAAAGAUCGUGAUUAAAAAGAAUAAUUAAGAACUGAUUUUAAUCAGGAUAUUGAAAAUGGCUGCGACUAGUACGAGGAUGUCUUUGGGAUUGUUGAUGGUGAUGGUGUUGGUUUCUAUAUUCUCCCGACCAUCGUACGGCUUACGGAAGUUGGCCGGCGGGAGGUCGGAAGUGCAGGACGUCGAAUCCAACAGAGAACUCCAAGAACUCGGGAGGUACUGCGUGCAAGAGUUCAAUCUGAGAGAAGAAAGAGAGCACGAGAAGGGAAGAGGGUCGACGAGUGAAGAAGCAGCAGUGUUCGAUCCGUUGAUGUUCAGUAGAGUGGUGGAGGCUCAAGAGCAGGUGGUUUCGGGCAUAAAGUACUUCCUCAAGAUCGAAGUAACAUUGUCCGACCGUACGACCAGAAUGUUCACCUCCGUUGUCGUCAUCAAACCUUGGCUUCAGUCGAGGGAACUACUCGAUUUCUCUCCCGUCACUAACCCUCUCUUCUCUUAUUAUUCUCCAUGAUGCGUCUUAUACUCCAU